Psammomys obesus (fat sand rat) is the source of this 915-nucleotide messenger RNA. Its product is annotated as olfactory receptor 4C11-like. Gene Ontology annotation, biological process: G protein-coupled receptor signaling pathway. NCBI's taxonomy places the organism in Eukaryota, Metazoa, Chordata, Mammalia, Rodentia, Muridae. Gene Ontology annotation, cellular component: membrane. Gene Ontology annotation, molecular function: olfactory receptor activity; G protein-coupled receptor activity. The record is from RefSeq and is a predicted model, not a curated record.
AUGGUGUAUAACAAUAGCAUGACUGGAUUCAUUCUCUUUGGGUUGACACAGUAUCCAGAAAAACAGAAGGCACUAUUUGGACUAUUCUUGAUACUUUACCUUCAGACUCUAAUAGUGAACUUUCUUAUUGUGGUGACCAUUAAGUUAAGUCAGACUCUUCAGGGUCCCAUGUAUAUUUUCCUCUUCUAUUUGUCUUUUGCUGAUGCUUGUUUCUCUACAACUACAGCCCCUAGACUGAUUAUGGAUAUUUUCUCUCAGAAAAAAAUUAUUACCUACAAUGAAUGUAUGACUCAGGUCUUUGCAGUUCACUUUUUUGGGUGCAUGGAGAUUUUUGUGCUCAUCUUCAUGGCCUUUGACCAUUAUGUUGCAAUCUGUAAGCUUCUAAGAUAUACAAAUACAAUGAGCCAGUGUAUCUGCAGUGUACUAGUGAUUCUUGCCUGGGUGGAAUCUUGGAUCCACUCUUCAGCACAAAUUUUCUUGGCCUUAAGAUUACCAUUCUGUGGCCCAAAUGUAAUUGAUCACUAUUUCUGUGAUUUGCAUCCCUUGCCGAAACUUGCCUGCAUGGAUACCUAUGUGAUAAAUUGGCUAGUUGUGUCUAAUAGUGGUGCAAUAUGCAUGUUAAGUUUCAUACUUAUGCUUAUUUCCUAUAUCAUCAUCUUAUACUCCCUGAGAAACCACAGUGCAAAAGGAAGACAAAAGGCCCUGUCAACAUGCACUACUCAUUUCAUUGUGGUGAUCAUAUUUUUUGGUCCCUGUAUAUUUAUAUACACACGACCACCAACCAUUUUUCCAAAAGACAAGAUGGUAGCUGUAUUUUAUACAAAUGGGACACCUUUGCUCAACCCUCUUAUCUAUACUCUGAGGAAUGCAGAAGUAAAAAAUGCCAUGAAAAAAUUAUGGUGUGGUAAAGUAUGA